AUGGCCCCAGCGAGACACCUCGCUUCGUCGCCAACAGCAGCCAAUGACGUGUAUAAAUCAAAAGCUUGUGAUCAGUGUCGACUCAAAAAGAUCCGCUGCGGUAAAGAGCGUCCCAAUUGUUCCAACUGCGAAAGAAUGAAUCUGGACUGUAACUGGUCUGGGCAAGGCAAGAAACCUAAUCAGACGGUUGCACUGAACAAGUCGAUCUCAACAAUGGGUGAUCGCCUUCGGCGCAUUGAAGGAAAUAUUUCUGGAAUACAACAAUCACUUCAGCGGUUAGACUCAGUCGUGAGAAGCAGAUCUGGAUUCCUAGGUCUUGAGGACAUGAUUUCGUUGCCGCCGGAUGGAACCGGCAGCUCUUCAGAGGCUGGAUCCAACCAAGGCGGUUGCGGCACCAGCAGCAGUUCCACGUCCGAUAUAUCCACGGUUAAGUUCGACGUCAUACAUGAUGCGCAGGGGAAUGAGCGCUGCGUUGGUCCGACAUCUCUGUUGUCCCUGAUUCACAACAUUGAUGAGGUUUCAAUGCCAGAUCCCGAAGGAACCGGAAGCAACAACGCCACAGUACGCGAGAAGAUCAAAGAGCUCGGGUACAACACAAGGCAGCCACUGUUCUCCAACACAAAUGAUGGAUCCAUGAUCAAAGAACCUCCGAUGUUGAUCGUCGAGUCGUUAAUGGAUCACUAUUUCGAUGUAAUCAACCCUCACUUUCCGAUCUGGACCAAAGAUGGCUUCCGCCGCUUGAUGAAUGUUUCACGGCGGGAGUCAAGCCCCGCAUCGAACAAGCCAUUCGUCGUCUGCGCCAACAACAUGGUGCUCCUAACCCUGAUGGCCAAGGCGCUGCAUUCUCGGGCGAAAAACAGUUCGGCAUCAAAUCUUGACCUGACAAUAGAGUCCAUCGACGUCGAACUCGUCCAAUCGUUCAUUGAAAAUGCAAACCGGGCGAUGGUACGAGUGGAGCAGCUACUGAGUCCUCGAUUAGUCAACGUUCAGGCUCUCUUAUCUUUGUGCUAUGUGUCUCAAAUGUGUCUUUGCGAAGACGUUUCGAAUCUCACGUUGACGCUGGCCGCGCAUGUGGCCAAGUCGAUGGGCUUGUAUCAGACUCAAACAUCAUCACUGUCACCAUCAAAAUUUAGCCCGGAGGAAAUAUUGGAACGACAAAAUGUUCUCAAGUGUCUCUACUAUCUCGACAAAGCCAUCUGCUGGAAUGUUGGUUCGCCGCCCAGCGUCCCCUUCAAUGCGAUAUCAACGACGACUGCGAUGACGAGACUCCCAGGUGAAGGCCCCUCGCUUAUGGACGCCAAGUUCGUAUUGGCACAGAUCGAGGAUGACAUAUACAGACUCCUCUAUCCGGACACCACGGGCCAGAUCAACAUCACCACGAAGGCCAUCAAGGCAAAACUUGGAAAUUGGAGAGUAACCUGCCACCUUGACGCAGAAGAUUCCGAGAAGGCCGACCAUCAGUUUCCGUUCUCCUCAAGGCUGGAGCUGGACAUUUUAUUUCACUAUGCGCGAAUGCGACUCAUGUGGCCAUCAGUGGGUGAUCCAGACGCCAAGACCUCUCUUAUUCAAGACUGUCAGACCAGCUUGCUUUUGCUGCAACAGCUGUGGAACAAUACGUCAAAACAUGACCAACACCACAGCUUCGCAUGGCUUGUCGCAUCUUUUCCUGCGAACGCGGUUUUUCAAUUCGCCAGUCAAUUUGAAAAUUCCGAGACCUUGCAGUCUGCAGCGGCUAAUUUGGAACUGUUGAGCUUCCUGUUGACCUCGCUGCAAAACAUGUCUACAUUCGCAACCAAGAACUCGUAUGUGGUCAGGUUCUGCAGUUUUGUUCAGAUUCUAGUACACCUUGCCCACAACAUCCUGAACAGCAAAGCCUCUGGAUCUCCUGAACAAUCAACGCUGCCAAACUUGUAUCUACUAGAGGGUCGCUCGCAAGAUCGUCACGGAAACGGGCCAAUGUAUAGGUACGACGGGGAGGAUGGGGGUGCCGAGUUGGAUGCCUUUAUGCAGGAAAAGUCAUUUUUGCAUCAGGAUCUAGACACUUUUAUGGCCAUGUGGGGGAGCGGUGCCAACUCCUUCGCGGCCCUUUCUAGGGACAACGACGCCAUAACGAUGGACGGGAUUCCAGCUUGCGAAGAAAGGGGAUUGUGGGAUGACUUCAACCUCGCAGACAACCUCAAUCAUAUGCGAGACUGUGAGAUGGAGCCACCUUACUCGGGAGACUAG
Colletotrichum graminicola M1.001 is the source of this 2226-nucleotide messenger RNA. RefSeq lists its product as uncharacterized. Gene Ontology annotation, molecular function: DNA-binding transcription factor activity, RNA polymerase II-specific; DNA binding; zinc ion binding. Bases 1 to 2226 code for a protein of 741 amino acids. Gene Ontology annotation, biological process: DNA-templated transcription; regulation of DNA-templated transcription. The transcript is spliced from 5 exons. The record is from RefSeq and is a predicted model, not a curated record. NCBI's taxonomy places the organism in Eukaryota, Fungi, Ascomycota, Sordariomycetes, Glomerellales, Glomerellaceae.